CAGUAACGUCAUAAACACUAACAUGGGAGACGUUCAAUCUGACAUCAAACAUUAACUAUCACCUGUUCAUUCAACCACCAAAGACCAUUCACACUCACCGAGACCAACUCAACAAUGCCCUGGCAGCAGAUCGACCAUGAGUUCACUCAUCCUCAACUGGACUAUAACUCCAAACCCAACUUCCAGGCCUGUAUCAAAGUCUCCGUCUUCUUCAAAAAGAUUGAUUCAAUCGACCACGAUACGUUCUUCGGGCACUGGCAGACCGUCCAUGCUGACUUAGCUGUCGCCACGCAUGCUUUCCGAGACCACAUCGUUCGAUAUGCGCAGCACCAUCAAACCCCGGAGAUGAAGGACAGAGCCAAGAGCUUAGGAGAAGGAUUUCUCGACUAUGACGGUUGCGCGCAGCUCUGGGUCAAGACUUGGGAUGACUGGCUGGCGUUUUACAACAGCAAAGAGUAUGCUGCAGCAUUGAGCGAUGACUGCAACAGAUUCAUGGCACUGCCCAUGACAUACAUGGUGGGUUAUGAGAAUUUGGUUGUAGGAGAUGCGCCUCGGUCACUUGGUGGCAAGGAUGGGAUGGAUAUCAAGACUUUGAAAUAGGGCAGAUACUGUAGUGAUAGUUAGGGUUUAACAAUUACUAUUGCCUUUCUUCCUUAUUCAGUGUAGAGUAAUUCAAUUCACAACUUUCUCCGC
Molecule: messenger RNA, 693 nt
Organism: Fusarium odoratissimum NRRL 54006
Lineage: Eukaryota; Fungi; Ascomycota; Sordariomycetes; Hypocreales; Nectriaceae
Exons: 2
Coding region: 115-600 (161 amino acids)
Molecular function (GO): oxidoreductase activity
Source: RefSeq, a predicted model, not a curated record